GCGUUUCAACCCUCUCCUGCCUACGCAGUGUCAUGUGACCUCCCUUCCGAAGACAAAGUUACCGAUGCAAUGCAGAAGCAACGCAAGAACAAGACGUGCGCAGCAGACAGUAUUCACGCAGAAAUCUACAAGUCCUGGGUGGACACCCUGGCUCCGGGGCUUCAUGAGAUGACUUUACAAACGUGGCGAGAACAGGCCGUACCAGAUAACUGGGGCUCAGGCUUUCUUGUACCUGUCCGAAGGAAUGGAGAUAAGACAAGAUAUGAGAACUAG
This is a messenger RNA of Dibothriocephalus latus, 273 nucleotides long. The record is from the annotation of a GenBank genome assembly. Lineage: Eukaryota; Metazoa; Platyhelminthes; Cestoda; Diphyllobothriidea; Diphyllobothriidae.